Messenger RNA from Theileria orientalis strain Shintoku, 480 nucleotides. RefSeq lists its product as uncharacterized. The coding region runs from base 1 to 480 and encodes 159 amino acids. The record is from RefSeq and is a predicted model, not a curated record. The transcript has 2 exons. NCBI's taxonomy places the organism in Eukaryota, Apicomplexa, Aconoidasida, Piroplasmida, Theileriidae. Gene Ontology annotation, molecular function: zinc ion binding.
AUGGUCGUCAUAGGCUUGUUCGUCAAGGCUGAUCUCGAGAACGUGGCAGGAGUGAAGGUUCUGCCCGACCAUGUGUGGAGCCUUAACCUCCGGGAGUCCGACGGCUUAGAGGAGCGAAAAAACGUCUCGCUCAGCGCCGCGGAGUUCGCGGACACUGGGAACAACAGGAACUCCGUGAACCUGUGCCUGAACUUCAAGGAAUCCAGGAGGAAGGGGACCAUAACCAUCAGGAGCGUCAAGGACGUGACGCGCGACUUCUUCCCUCACGAGGGCGACUUUUCGUGCGUCGUCGCCUUCGACUGCCGCGGCGUCGACAUUCUGUCCUGGAAUCCCAACGGCGGAUACUCCGUUCUCUGCGAGAGCGGCAACGUCAUAGACGAUGUCUUGUUCGAGGACGGAUCUUGGGUCGGAUUCGACGAGAAAUCUGGCAACUGUGUAUCUGUUUUGAACCUGGACUACGAGCUCAGGGUCAUUCCGUGA